UGGUACCUUCCGGAGGCGGAACCUCGCGCUAGCGCCUCUGUGAUUGGAGAGAUGCCGCCGGGGGCGGUGACGACCGUGCAGCCGGCGGGAACCUUCCUCCCUGUUCGCGCGCUUUCACGGAGACGGUCCGGCCAGGUAUCCCCGGAGUCCCGUGGUCCCUGAACUUGUCGGAGUAAGGCAGCCUUGCUCCAGUAGCUGUGCUUCGGCAGCCCAGCGGGAGCGUCCGUGGCCUAGGGCUGGGAGGGCGAGCGCCGCUCGAACCUAUCCUCGCGCAGACAGCCCGCCAUCAUGUCGUCCCCGGCGUCAACUCCGAGCCGCCGCAGCAGCCGGCGCGGGCGUACUACCCCUACCCAGACGCCGCGAAGUGAGGAAGCCAGGUCCUCGCCAUCUCUGAGACGCAGAGGCGAGGAUUCCACUUCCACGGGAGAGUUGCAGCCCAUGCCCACUUCACCAGGAGCAGACUUGCAGAGCCCUGCCGCUCACGAUGCCUUGUUUUCCAGUCCUCCUCAGAUGCAUUCUUCAGCUAUUCCUCUGGACUUUGAUAUUAGCUCACCACUGAUAUAUGGAACUCCCAGCUCUCGGGUGGAGGGAACCCCCAGAAGUGGUGUUAGGGGCACACCUGUGAGGCAGAGGCCUGACCUGGGUUCUGCACGGAAGGGUCUACAGGUGGAUGUACAGUCAGAUGGGGCAGCAGCAGAAGAUAUAGUAGCAAGUGAACAGUCUCUGGGACAAAAACUUGUCAUCUGGGGGACAGAUGUAAAUGUGGCAACAUGCAAAGAAAAUUUUCAAAGAUUUCUUCAGCGUUUUAUUGAUCCUCUGGCUAAAGAAGAAGAAAAUGUUGGCAUAGAUGUCACUGAACCUUUGUACAUGCAACGACUUGCAGAGAUUAAUGUUAUUGGGGAGCCAUUUUUAAAUGUAAAUUGUGAACACAUAAAGUCUUUUGACAAAAGUUUGUAUAGACAGCUCAUCUUCUACCCACAGGAAGUUAUCCCAACCUUUGACAUGGCUGUCAAUGAAAUCUUCUUUGACCGUUACCCUGACUCCAUCUUAGAACAUCAGAUUCAAGUAAGACCAUUCAAUGCAUUAAAGACGAAGAAUAUGAGAAACCUGAAUCCAGAAGACAUUGACCAGCUCAUCACCAUCAGUGGCAUGGUGAUCCGAACUUCUCAGCUGAUCCCUGAGAUGCAGGAGGCGUUCUUCCAAUGCCAAGUGUGCGCCCAUACUACUCGGGUGGAAAUAGACCGUGGCCGCAUUGCUGAGCCCUGUGCUUGUGGCCGCUGCCACACAACCCACAGUAUGGCACUGAUCCACAACCGCUCCCUCUUCUCUGACAAACAGAUGAUUAAACUUCAAGAAUCUCCUGAAGACAUGCCUGCCGGUCAGACACCUCACACAGUUAUACUCUUCGCUCACAAUGAUCUUGUGGACAAGGUUCAGCCUGGAGACAGAGUGAAUGUCACAGGCAUCUACCGAGCAGUGCCUAUUCGAGUCAAUCCAAGAGUGAGCAACGUGAAGUCUGUCUACAAAACCCACAUUGAUGUAAUUCAUUAUCGGAAGACGGAUGCAAAACGCCUGCAUGGCCUUGAUGAAGAAGCAGAACAGAAACUUUUUUCAGAAAAACGUGUGGAAUUGCUUAAGGAACUUUCCAGGAAACCAGACAUAUAUGAAAGACUAGCUUCAGCCUUGGCUCCCAGUAUUUACGAACAUGAAGAUAUAAAGAAGGGAAUCUUACUUCAGCUCUUUGGUGGAACAAGAAAAGACUUUAGUCACACAGGAAGGGGUAAAUUUCGUGCCGAGAUCAACAUCCUUCUGUGUGGUGACCCUGGUACCAGCAAGUCCCAGCUGCUGCAGUAUGUGUACAAUCUGGUCCCCAGGGGUCAGUACACAUCUGGAAAGGGCUCCAGUGCAGUUGGCCUCACAGCCUAUGUGAUGAAGGACCCUGAGACCAGGCAACUAGUCCUGCAGACAGGUGCCCUUGUCUUGAGUGACAAUGGUAUCUGCUGUAUUGAUGAGUUUGACAAGAUGAAUGAGAGUACAAGAUCAGUGUUGCACGAAGUCAUGGAGCAGCAGACUCUCUCCAUUGCAAAGGCUGGGAUCAUCUGUCAGCUCAAUGCACGCACUUCUGUACUGGCAGCAGCAAACCCCAUUGAAUCUCAGUGGAAUCCUAAAAAAACAACGAUUGAAAACAUCCAGCUACCUCACACAUUAUUGUCAAGGUUUGAUCUGAUUUUCCUAAUGCUAGACCCUCAGGAUGAGGCAUAUGACAGGCGUCUGGCUCAUCACCUGGUCUCACUGUACUACCAGAGCGAAGAGCAGAUGGAGGAAGAGUUCUUGGACAUGGCAGUGUUGAAGGACUACAUUGCAUAUGCUCAUAGUACCAUCAUGCCCCGUCUGAGUGAGGAGGCUAGCCAGGCCCUCAUUGAGGCUUAUGUAGACAUGAGGAAGAUUGGUAGUAGCCGCGGAAUGGUUUCUGCAUAUCCUAGACAGCUGGAGUCAUUAAUUCGAUUAGCAGAAGCCCAUGCUAAAGUAAGAUUUUCAAGCAAAGUUGAAGCAGUUGAUGUGGAAGAGGCAAAACGUCUCCACCGGGAGGCUCUGAAGCAGUCUGCAACUGACCCCCGGACUGGCAUUGUGGACAUAUCUAUUCUUACUACAGGAAUGAGUGCUACGUCUCGUAAACGGAAAGAAGAAUUAGCUGAAGCAUUGAGAAAACUUAUUUUAUCUAAGGGCAAAACACCAGCUCUGAAAUACCAGCAGCUUUUUGAAGAUAUUCGGGGACAAUCUGACAUAGCAAUUACCAAAGAUAUGUUUGAAGAAGCCCUGCGUGCCUUGGCUGAUGAUGACUUCUUGACAGUGACUGGAAAAACUGUUCGCUUGCUGUGAAGCUGUUGGGAGCCAUACUGCUUACAUGCUGCUUGCUGCACCUGUUCACGUACAAGCGCAGGCUACAGGCCAGACAGUUGCUGCUGCCACUGCCAAUAAAUUCUGAAAGGCAUUAUUCAACUACAUAAGUUUCCUAACCUGGAUUCAAUUUUUUUAGUAAUUCUAUAAUGUUGGGGGCGGGGGGGGACUUCAGUAUGUUU
Dipodomys ordii (Ord's kangaroo rat) is the source of this 3080-nucleotide messenger RNA. It is a transcript of the gene Mcm4, whose product is annotated as minichromosome maintenance complex component 4. The record is from RefSeq and is a predicted model, not a curated record. Gene Ontology annotation, molecular function: single-stranded DNA helicase activity; ATP binding; single-stranded DNA binding. Gene Ontology annotation, biological process: double-strand break repair via break-induced replication; DNA strand elongation involved in DNA replication; DNA replication. Bases 289 to 2880 code for a protein of 863 amino acids. Lineage: Eukaryota; Metazoa; Chordata; Mammalia; Rodentia; Heteromyidae. The transcript is spliced from 16 exons. Gene Ontology annotation, cellular component: nucleus; MCM complex.